Messenger RNA from Uranotaenia lowii, 4147 nucleotides. RefSeq lists its product as uncharacterized. NCBI's taxonomy places the organism in Eukaryota, Metazoa, Arthropoda, Insecta, Diptera, Culicidae. Gene Ontology annotation, biological process: DNA integration. The transcript has 2 exons. The record is from RefSeq and is a predicted model, not a curated record. Gene Ontology annotation, molecular function: nucleic acid binding. Bases 5 to 3577 code for a protein of 1190 amino acids.
GCCAAUGGUGUCCAAGACACGACUCGGCUGGAUACUGUACGGUCCCUGUUCAUCGGAGCCCGGUGCGAGGAAUUCUGAUUAUAGUGGUCACCACAGUUUCCACAUCCGCCCGUGCGUCAAGGAGGACGUAAAGGAACUGAAUGCAGCACUUAAGGAGUAUUUUUCGAUCGAGUCGCUGGGGAUUGCCGGAGCGUCAAGGUCGAUGCUGUCGAAGGAUGAAGAGCGCGCUUUGAAGAUCCUGUCCACCGAAACGCGGCUGAUAGAAAACCGCUACGAGACCGGAUUAUUGUGGCGUUAUGACCAAAUAAACUUGCCGAGUAGCAGAGGAAUGGCCCUGAAGCGUCUGGACUGUCUACUAAAGCGGCUGAAGCGAGACCCUGAUCUAGCGGCCGCGAUGUCAGCGAAAAUGUCCGACUACGAGGAGAAGGGGUACAUUCGACGACUUUCCGCUCAGGAAAAGGCGGAGAAACAUUCGAACGACUGGUUCUUGCCGAUAUUUCCGGUUACGAAUCCAAACAAGCCAGGAAAGAUUCGCGUUGUAUUCGACGCAGCAGCCAAGGUCAACGGAGUUUCCCUCAAUUCGUAUCUGCUUACGGGUCCCGAUCAGCUAACGUCCCUGUUAUCAGUCCUCUUCAAGUUCCGGGAGUUCAGCGUUGCCGUCGUUGGAGACAUUCGAGAAAUGUUUUUCCAGGUCGCCAUGAAGAAGCAAGACCAGCGAAGCCAGAUGAUUCUGUGGACCAGUGGAAAUGAGAGCGGAGAUCCCGAGGUGUAUGUAGUGACGGUGAUGACCUUUGGGGCGGCAUGUUCUCCAAGCAGUGCACACUACGUGAAGAAUCGAAACGCUGACCGAUUCGAGGAGCAGUACCCUAGGGCGGUGCAGUGUAUCAAGUACGAGCACUACGUUGAUGACAUGCUGACAAGCGUCGAAACCGAGGAGGAGGCGGUGAAGCUAGCUGAUGAGGUAAGAUGGAUCCAUGCGCAAGGAGGUUUCGAGAUCCGAAACUGGCUUUCAAACUCCAGUUAUGUCGUUAAAAGUCUGCUUGAGGAGCCAAUCGUGGAGAAGAACCUUAGUGUCGGUCCGGAGAUGUCAACAGAAAAGGUCCUCGGGAUGUGGUGGGACACUACAACCGACACCUUCACAUUCAAGUUGUCACCGAAACACGACGCGGAGCUGCUAUCUGGUGCCAGGAUACCUACGAAACGGGAAGUCCUCAGAACCCUGAUGACAGUGUACGACCCUAUGGGGCUCAUCGGUAACUUCCUGAUCUACCUCAAGAUUCUGCUGCAGGAGAUUUGGCGCUCCGGAUCUGGCUGGGACGACGAGAUCAACGCACGACUAACCGAAAAGUGGCUGACGUGGAUCGAAACUUUGCCGAAUGUCCGACAGGUCAGGAUUCCUCGCUGCUACCGUACUACGACAUCCGCUGAAUCCAGUAACAGCAUCGAACUCCACAUCUUCUGUGAUGCCAGCGAGAAUGGAAUGGCUGCCGUAGCAUACUUCAGAUUCGAGGAAGAAGGGAAGGUGGAGUGUGCUCUAAUCGGAUCGAAAACUCGUGUGGCGCCGUUGAAAUUUCUCUCGAUUCCUCGCCUCGAGCUGCAAGCCGCAGUAGUUGGAGCACGUCUCGCCGGCAGCAUUGUGAGUUCGCAUAGAAUCCGGAUCACACGACGCAUUUUCUGGACCGAUUCCCGCGACGUAGUGUGCUGGCUACGGUCUGAUCAUCGGCGCUAUAGCCAAUUUGUGGCUUUCAGGAUCAGCGAACUGCUCGAUACGACGGAAGUGGGAGAGUGGAGAUGGCUGCCGACCAAGCAGAACGUAGCGGACGAAGGAACGAAGUGGCAAAGGUUGCCGGACUUUCAGCCGGAAAGUCGUUGGUUUCGAGGACCAGACUUCCUACGAGAACCCGAAAAUUCGUGGCCUGGCGAUGCUGGAGAUCAAGGAACGACUAUGGAAGAGAUCCGUGCCAGCGUUCUACACCACCAAGGAACCAAACCACUGAUCAUUUCAUUCGAACGUUUUUCGAAAUGGAAGCGACUUUUGCGGUCCGUCGGAUACCUACAUCGUUACUUCAUCAACUUUCAAAACACAGUCAAGAAAACCACCCUAGUAAGAGGCGCUCUGACGCAGGAGGAGUUGAAGCUAGCUGAGAACACGAUCUACCGAUGUGUUCAGCAGCAGGCUUACCCGGACGAAGUUCGAAUUAUUCGCAGCCGAGUAAAAGAAGAUUCACCUUGGGAACGUACUCUACCGAAAUCCAGUGCGCUGUACAAACUGAAUCCAGUCAUCGAUGAGCACGGUGUUCUACGAAUGCGAGGACGUAUCGGUGCCUGUGAUUGGGCAGAUGAGGCUACGAAAGAUCCCGUUAUACUCCCGAGACAACAUCAUGCUACCAACCUGUUGAUUGCUGAUUACCAUGCUACGUAUCAUCAUCAGAACCACCAAACAGCGCUCAACGAAAUCCGCCUCAAGUACAACAUUCCUCGUCUCCGCUCCGAGUUUGACCGAGUCCGAAGAAACUGCCAACGGUGCAAAAUCCGACAAGCGAACCCGAAACCUCCCGCGAUGGGGAACCUUCCGCCCGCCCGGUUGGCAGCGUAUCAGCGCCCAUUCUCGUACACCGGAAUCGAUUACUUUGGCCCAAUGUCCGUGUUAGUUGGCAGACGUACCGAAAAGCGAUGGGGAGUCCUGCUCACCUGUAUGACUACCAGAGGUGUGCACAUCGAGAUCGCGCAUUCGCUGAACACAGACUCGUGCAUCUUGGCGCUGCGUAAUUUCAUCGCGAGGAGAGGCUCGCCCUUGGAGAUCCUGAGCGACCGGGGUACCAACUUCAUCGGAGCCUCUAGGGAGUUAUGCGAGGCAUUGAAGCAGAUCGACGAAGAACGUCUGAAGGUGGAGUUCGUCAGCCCGACCACCAAAUGGACGUUCAACCCUCCAGCCGCUCCACAUUUUGGUGGCUGCUGGGAGCGCCUGAUACAGUCGGUGAAGAGAACUAUGAACGACUUCGACCCCCCGCGUUUACCCUCGGACGAGAUUCUUCGUUCCAUGUUGAUGGAGAUCGAGAUGAUCCUGAACUCUCGACCGCUAACCGACAUACCGAUCGACAACGACAGUGAACCACCCCUCACACCCAAUCACUUUUUGUUAGGGUCAUCUAACGGUAGUAAGCCCCCGAUCAUUUUCGACGACAGACCGAUUGUGCUGAAGCGUUCCUGGAAGAUGGCACAACAGUACGCAGACACGUUCUGGAAGAGGUGGGUGAACGAGUAUCUGCCCACGUUGACACGCAGGACCAAAUGGUUUCAGCCCGUGAAACCCAUCCAAGAAGGCGACCUAGUGAUCAUCAUCGACGGAAAUCUCCCUAGGAACUACUGGCCAAGAGGACGAGUGGUCAAAGCGAUCGCAGCCCAAGACGGGCAGGUUCGUCGCGUGACAGUGCAGACAUCGAAGGGGCUCUUGGAAAGACCGGCGACCAAGGUUGCUGUAUUAGACGUUGGUGCAACAGGAGGUAAGCCACAGGACGACAGUGGCGUACCGAGGGGGAGUGUCACGACGGUGCAGAGUGACGCACCUCCCCAAUAACAACAACCUUCUCACUCACCAUCGAUACUUGCUGUCAACUGACAGCGAAAAGUAACACCAGGGUUUUAUGGAUCACCUUGGUCCGUUCGAAAAGCGCGAAAACGACAAAAACAAACAACAUCACGUUUCGUGUAGGGAAAGUAAAUCGAAUAGCUAGUGAGAAUAGAAGUGAAGGUAAAAUUAAAACUAUUUAGCGCAAAAGUGGAACAUUUAACAUUAAAUUACUUAAUCUAGAUUAGACUACCACGAUUAGUACGGUCGAUUGAAACAUUGCACGAACAAAUUAAAAAGUGACUGUUAAUUUAGCAGUCGUAAACAGUACGGAUCGUUGCUACUUGCGAGGACAGGCACAGGUACAGUUGAAGGACACUAAACGUAAGUGGAAAACAUUACUAUAAACACAAAAACGAAUGUUUAAGAUACCCGAACACGAAUGUACACACAAGUUAAAAAUCACUUAGCCUAAUUGGGGUUUCAUUUGUCUUCUUCAAAGGGAUUUAAUAACACAUCUACCAGAUAAUAAAGAUUGUUAUCGAACCGGAAUUUUACUUCUUCUGUCUGUCGUUCGCU